Molecule: messenger RNA, 2169 nt
Organism: Megalops cyprinoides (Indo-Pacific tarpon)
Lineage: Eukaryota; Metazoa; Chordata; Actinopteri; Elopiformes; Megalopidae
Product: laminin subunit alpha-5
Exons: 9
Coding region: 304-1446 (380 amino acids)
Source: RefSeq, a predicted model, not a curated record
GUAGUAGUGGACAAGUAGUCGUCACCAUUUGUGGUUUUGGCUGCGUGGCUUGGAUACGGCAAGGAAGGCAAAUUUGGGUCAGAUUUAGGGCUUAGGGUUGUUGUCAUAACGACACUAACCAUACACUGCUGAAAACUGCAUUUUAGUAUACUAGUAAUCUAUUAAUAAAUAAACGGCCUAUCAAAAGGAAACCUCAACAGGAUUAACGUGAUAGCCUUGUUGAGUGAGAUUGGCCUCUGGGCAAACCCCUCUUGCUGCUUACAAGUGUGGUUAAGCACAAUCACAUGACAUAUUAUUUGUCAUAUGACAAGCGCUAUUGCUAGUUUCCCUUUGGCUUCUGCUGUGACACCAACGCGGAGAAAUGGUCUUAGGCGAAGACUUUACUUUGUUGCUGUGAUUGAAAACAACCGCCGGAAUAUGGAAAGCAAUUUUGGGACGUUCUCCGUGCUAGUCACCGCUUGCGUUUUAGGUGUGGUGGUGAGUCAGACGACGCUCAGUCCUGCUGUGACAAACACUACAGGUGCUGAGAAUGUGACAGUCACUACGGCCGUACCACCCAGCACCACUGCCCCAGGCUGCUCUGCCCUCAACACCUCUGCCUGUGAGGCCUGCUUCCCAGGCUUCUACUAUGACAAUGACACACUGCUGUGCUCCUGCUGCCCGGAGGCGGGCCAGUGUCUGUUUGCUGGAGCCUGCCUCCCAUGUGAUGAAGGCUUCUAUCAGCCCCUCGCUGGACAGCUGCAGUGUUUGCCCUGCAGCCCAGGCUCCUACAGCAAUUUCUCUGGUAGCCCUGUGUGCCAGCCCUGCCUACCAGGCUCUUAUGCAAACAGCACUGCCUCGAACACCUGCAAGAGCUGUUUCCCAGGUUUCUACACAUCAGGGUACAAUGCCACCUCUUGUGAUCCAUGUCCCCAGGGAACAUUCUGCAACUCUACCAGCUGUUCUCAAUGUCACAUCUGUCCUGUGGGAACAGAAUCCCUGCAGACAGCAGCCAAGGAGUGCACACUUUGUCGCCCAGGAAUGCACAAGGCUGCACAUCAGAGUAUGUGUCAGAUCUGUAGCAGUGGAUUCUUCCAGAUUCGCUGGGGGCAGGAAACCUGUGACAUCUGCCCCGAGAACCACUACUGCCCUAGCCCAGAUGUGAACCCCAUCCAGUGUCCCCUCGAUGCUUUCUGCCCAGAGGGUAGCACUGCCCCUGGAUACUGCAUGGAGACAUUUUUCCGGAAAGCAGGAGAAACAUGCGAGCUUGCACCUGUCACCAUCGCUCUGCUAGUCAUUGGGGGAGGGAUGGCCAUCCUCUUCAUCGUGCUGCUGGUGUUGAGACGCAGGCGGGAUGUGGAUGGGGAGCUGUCUCUGUCACGGGCACCAUUACUGCACAAGCAGCGGCAGCCAGGAGGCUUUUACGGUGUGCCAUGUGACACAGAGCCUGUUUACGCUGGCUGGUGAUUGCUGUCCCUGCAUGUACCUCCCACACACACUGGGUCCCUCCUUAGCCAUUGUGUGAGAGCAGCUCCCACUCUGGAGCAUUGAACUGACUGCCUUCCUCACUAGCAGAGAGCCCACAGGACAGAAGUGCCAUACUUUGUAUUUUUGCCUGUCUGCUAUUUAUUUUCUCACCUGCCAGGGAUGCUGUGGAGGAAUGGCUUCUUUCUGCAGCAGGAUCACAGCAACUCAGCAAACACAUACGCAUAACUAUCCCCAAAGAAUGAAUUCAGUAACUGAGCCCUGAAAUCAAAGUAGUAUGAUCAUUUGCUGCUUUUCAGUGGAUGCCAGACAUUCCCUGUGGUGCAUUUGUUCCAAGAAUUGUGGUCUUGCCAAACAAAAAUAUACUUUUUCCCUGAGAUUUUUUUUUCUGACUUUUUCUUUUUACAUUUCCCAUUCCCUUGUAAGCGUGACUCUCGUCUAAUGCAAGGGCAUGGCGCAGCAAUACUAAGAUGCUCUUCUGUCUUAAUUCUUUCUACUUCUUUAUUUGAAAUGACAUCCAAGACAAGUUGUGCUGAGGUUAUUUUUUUACAAUCCUGUAUGCAGAUAAAUAUGCAGUGUUCAUUGACAGUACUUCUGUUACCUUCAAGUGAGUGGUAUUUCUGGUCCUGAGACAGUAUGUGAUUUGUCUUUAUAUGUUUAAUAUACUUUACCCAUUGUAGUGAAGGGGCGAGAGCAGUCACCCCA